AUGGCACCAUCGAGACAGCAGAGGGUUGCAAGUAAGACCGGUCACAGUCAGAUCGCUCGAAAAUGCGCCAACAGUGCACAAAAACGUCCCGACUCCCUGGAUUUUCCGGUAGAACUGCAACAAGCGAUCUUGGAUGUUUUCCGUCGCGCAUUUUCAUUUGACGACCAACUUGACGUAAAGACCGUCAUCCAACAAGUCAAAGGCCACCUCUUCCUGCGGGACUUUGCCAGUGCUUUUGCCAAGCAGGAAUAUCUCGACGCCUACGCGUUGAGGUGGAGUGCCAGCCGUGCUCUCGGGUAUACAGAUAUCUUCUUACACGGCGACCUGCAUCAAGCAUGGCUCGGCAAAACCACGUCCAGUUCAAGUGCACGACGAGAGCCACAUUCCACGAGCGCUUCCAGGAUCGCUUGUAUUGGAGGCGGCGGUGGAGCGGAGGUGGCUGCAUGUUCGGCUGCCGCCAAAGCCUACGCCUUGUCCCGGCUGGAAGUUCAUGCCAUAGAUAUUGCAGAUUGGUCAACUUGUCUGACAAAGCUAGAGAACGCCUUGUGUACACCACCGCAAAUAUCUUCGUUUGCAAGUGAGAGCGCGAAGGCGGCGAGUAAACCGUUGAUUGCGAGUGAUCAACUCAGCCUUCACUUUUCCCAACGCGAUAUAUUUACGGCCGACGAAGGAGAGUUCGGUGACAUGCUUGGUGACGUUGAUUUAUGCACGAUCAUGUUCACGUUGAACGAACUUUUCACACACUCCAUAUCUCGGACGACUGCCUUCUUGCUGGCGCUUACCGAUACCAUGCAACCGGAUUCAUGGCUCUUGGUUGUGGAUAGCCCAGGUAGUUAUUCCGAAGUCAAGUUGGGUCAAGGAGAUGAGGCAAAGACGAAGCAAUAUCCAAUGAAAUGGCUACUCGAUCAUACGCUGUUAGAGGUAGCUGGGAGCGAGAACAGUAAGUGGAAGAAGCACGUUUCUGAUGAUUCAAGGUGGUUCAGAUUGAACGCAUCGUUGAAAUACCCCAUUGGAUUGGAGAACAUGAGGUAUCAAAUCCAUCUGUAUCAGAGGAUAGGGUCGGAGGCGUCAUGA
Molecule: messenger RNA, 1074 nt
Organism: Rhinocladiella mackenziei CBS 650.93
Lineage: Eukaryota; Fungi; Ascomycota; Eurotiomycetes; Chaetothyriales; Herpotrichiellaceae
Exons: 1
Coding region: 1-1074 (357 amino acids)
Source: RefSeq, a predicted model, not a curated record